AUGAAGCGGACGCUUCUGCUACUUUCGUUAUCAGCUCUUCUCUCCACCUGCCUGUCCGCACCAUCAGCCACAAACGCACCCCUAGUCGUCUAUCCGAUUCGAAGUCAGCGACUUCCAGUAGCACGUGUUGGCCGUUCGUUCUCCUGGUCUUUACUUCCCGGCACCUUUAACACAUCGACUGGCACCAAUGGAAUGACAUUCAAGGUUGAAAAUCUUCCAUCGUGGGCCACAUUUGUACCAGAAACGCAAACUUUCAGCGGUACACCAACCGGUUCCGACUUGGGCAUUUCCUCUGUCACCGUCAGGGCGUACAACUCGGCGAACUCAGGCUCAGUAUCCGACACCCUCCGACUCCUCGUAGCCAACGGACAGGCACCCACCGUCAAACUACCUCUUCAAAGUCAACUGGGAAACGGUGCCGUCCUAGGAUCAGCCAAGUAUGAUCAUUCCACGGAAGGCAUCAGCGUUCCGCCUAGUUGGUCUUGGUCUGUCGGGUUACUCCGGGAUACUUUUGUUGCCGACCGCAAGACCGGAAUUUAUUAUACAGCCUAUGAAGCAGGUACAACAAGUCUACCAAGCUGGAUCAAAUUCAAUGCCGCUACCGCUACUUUUGACGGCGUCAGUCCCAAUGAACAGAAGGACACCUUAAUUGUCGUUUAUGGUAGUGACUACUUUGGCUAUGGCGAUGUUCAGCAAACCUUCAGAAUCACGGUCUCUGCGCACCUCUUGGAUCUGCUUGCACCACUUCCUCCUCUCAAUGCGACUGCACAAAGCAUUGUCAAUUACACAAUUCCCUUUGAUGCCUUCACAAUUGAUGGCGCCUCGAAGAACUCCUCAACAAUUAUCAGCGCCAAAGUAGAUUUGUCUCAAACACCAUUCCUCACAUACGACCCAACUCACUUUUCGAUCAGUGGAACCUUACCCACAUCUCUUGCUCCAUUUGCCAACGUCUCGAUUCCCAUCACCUUUUCUACCCCAAAUUGCCACAACAUCGUAUCAACCACGCUCUCCUUACGCGUGGUCCCUGGACUCUUCACCGCACCAGUUUUACCCCCACUAUAUAUUCAUCCGGGAGAGAACUUCAUCCUCAACUUGUCCCAGUACACUUCAAAUCUCAACGCGACUUAUUCCCUCGGAAGCAUCACACCGUCGAGCGUUAGUUCGUGGCUCCAAUUCACCGACCAUCCGUUGACAAUCUCUGGUAAAGCCCCUACGACCUUAGACAGCAAGGACCAGAAAAUUGAUAUCGACUUAGAGGCCUCUGGAUUAAAUGGGUUGAGGUCAACUGCUCACUUGCCUGUUAUUUUUGCUACGGAAUCAAGCAAGGAUGGUAGCUACUACAUGAGGUCGGGCCUUCCGGCUGGUGUGAAGUUGUGGUUGAUAAUCAUCUUUGGUACUCUCGGGGGUAUCAUCUUGCUGAUCUUAAUCAUGAGAACAUGUCGAACUCACUGCUCCGCGGACGGUAAACGAGAAAGCUUUCAAGAUGUGUACCACCCAUACUACACCUACGCCAACGCCAAAGAUGGAGAGAAAUCUAUUGAAAGUCCGAUCAAAGGCACCCCGUAUAGCGUAGGUGAUACCUUAAUCGACCCUCGCUCUCCCGCCUGGAACUCAAAAGCUGGUAUUGGGGGGCCCAUGAUGGCGAUCACUCAGACCGAGAUGACAAUUGCAGGAAGCGAACCCGCCCCACAGUCAGGUCUCAAGCGCCUUGACGUGUUUAAUGUUUUCACAAAGCCCUCCGCCAACCGAAAUUUCUCCCCCACCCAACCGCCUUCUCUUCAAGGAUUAGGAAUCGUUGAAUCGAACUACCGAGUUGUUCAUGUUGGUACCGACUCUCAAGCGAAACCUACCGAUGAGGCAGAGCAGGAGUGGCGCUCUGGCUCUGAAGAUUCCGGCAGUCGAGUAGCGGACUCGGGUGUCAGUCCAGCUUCUUCAUCUGAAGGUCAAAGAUCAAGCUGGAAUACUACUGGUAGCUCUAGCCUUUUUUACUCUGAUACUCAAGGCGAUGGAAGCGAUCUCGGCUCCUCCUCCCGAAGCGGUAGGUGGCUAGAAACUCCUUCGGGAUCCACCCCUAGAAGACGCAAGGAUUUCGUACCCAGUCCCAGACUAGCGAAUCAAGACUUUUCCUCACCUUCUGCAUCAUCUGCCGAAGACGUGGAUGUAGGUACGAUUCGGAUGGUUGUGAAUGAUGGCACAAGCUCCAGCCCAGCCCGCUCGAUGACUGAUGAAGACGUCAAAGCAUGCUCUGAGUCGAUUGGGGCCAUCAAAACAGCUAGUUAUCGUAGGAUCACCGCUGAUUAUUCAUCCGCCUCCGGUGUAGGGUCCAGUGAACCCAGCUCUGGUGCACAUCGCCCAAAGCUCAUCCCUUUCCAGGGCAGACAAAUUCUAGUGGAUGAAGACUCGCUUGCCCCGUCUGCGUCCGCCGCCAAUCCCAGUGGCUCAGACUCCCACCUUCGACGUCAAAGACUCAGCAUGCAAUCGGAUCAAUAUCGGUUUGAACCCAGCGCAUCCAAGCCUGGAUCUCCCGCCACAUCUGCUAUAUUUUUUGCUCCUUCAGAUCAAAACAGAUUCCAAACCUCCAAGCCGUCCCCAUUGUCCAAAAAUUAUAUCAAUGGUGUAACCAGCUCGGUUCGCUCCCACAGUCCGUUGUAUGAAUCACAUACGGCGGAAAGUUUUAAUGCAAGCUCAAACGCCCUUCAAGCUCUUUCGAAUCCUACUCCUGUAGGGGAAUCAGCGUCGUUUAGUAUUGGAGUUGGUGAACCAUUCCAUAUGACACCCAGUGUGAAGCCUCAAACGAACAUCGGAGCUGAUGGCGUGGAGCAUAGCCUGGCCUUAGGUGAUGUUCAAACCUACUACGCGCUGACGGACUACCCUACUCAGCCAGAGUUGGAUCGCAAACAACUCCCAGAUUGGCUCCACUUUGAUGCAAGCGAAUGUGAAAUUUGGGGCAUUCCUCGAAAGAUCGAUGCCGGCCCGAUUUCCAUUCAGAUCAUCGAGAGCAAGCCGUUCUCCCGUUCCCACAAAGCAUCCUCAGACCCUUCCAGUUCUGUCGAUUCCCCUACGCUUGGACGUCAAAGAGAAAUCGAAGAAGUCGUAGCUCGAUUCACUUUGGAUGUUGUCGAUAAGAGCUCCUUCCAAGGUUCGGCCCAAGGCAAUGUAACCACCGUUACUUUUUAA
Puccinia graminis f. sp. tritici CRL 75-36-700-3 is the source of this 3177-nucleotide messenger RNA. RefSeq lists its product as uncharacterized. Bases 1 to 3177 code for a protein of 1058 amino acids. Gene Ontology annotation, cellular component: membrane. The transcript is spliced from 2 exons. Lineage: Eukaryota; Fungi; Basidiomycota; Pucciniomycetes; Pucciniales; Pucciniaceae. Gene Ontology annotation, molecular function: calcium ion binding. The record is from RefSeq and is a predicted model, not a curated record.